CUCUUGUUAUUUGCUCGCUGGGCUGGGUCUAGCAGACCAGGAGAAGGGGGCGGCGCCGUCACCACUACCCGGCCCCCUCGUCCCUCCUUCGACUCUUGCACCUUUCUUACUUUCUCGCCUGCACGUCCGUCCUUGCAGAACAGAGCCUGCCCGGAGAGGCGCCUCAGCGACAGGCCUUUAGCUGGAAAUGGCGGCAGGGACGAGCUGAACUGAAGCGGGUGGAAGGGAGCAGGAAACAGCCAGCAAAGCUCGCGCACGCCAGUCAGGCGCCUGCUGGUCUCCGGGGUCGCCAUGAGGCUGCUGCGGGCCCUGCUGAGAAGCGUCUCCCCGGCCACUAUCCCCCAGCAAGUGGACUUCUAUUGCCGCUUCUCCCCGUCCCCUCUUUCCAUGAAACAAUUCCUCGACUUCGGAUCUGACAAUGCUUGUGAGAAAACGUCCUUUAUGUUUCUGCGACAAGAGUUGCCUGUAAGAUUGGCAAACAUCAUGAAAGAAAUAAGCCUGCUUCCUGACAACCUUCUCAAAACACCUUCAGUUCAGCUUGUUCAGAGUUGGUAUGUCCAAAGUCUUCAGGAGAUCCUCGAUUUUAAAGACAAAAGUGCUGAAGAUUCAGAAGCUGUAUCUCGUUUUACAGAUACUGUGAUAACAAUACGGAAUCGUCACAACGAUGUCAUUCCUACAAUGGCUCAGGGCGUGAUAGAAUACAAGGAUCACUAUGGUGUCGAUCCAGUGACCAGUCAGAACGUGCAGUAUUUUUUGGACCGUUUCUUCAUGAGUCGCAUUUCAAUUAGAAUGUUGCUUAACCAGCACACUAUGUUGUUUGGGGGGAAAGUCAAAGUUAACCCAGCUCAUCCCAAACACAUUGGAAGCAUUGAUCCUAAGUGCAGCGUUGCCGAAGUCAUAAAAGAUGGCUAUGAAAAUGCAAAGAGACUUUGUGACUUAUAUUACAUGGACUCUCCGGAACUUGUACUUGAUGAGCAGAAUGUCCUUUUAGGCCGGGCUUCAACCUGCUGUGCUCCCACUGUGCUGGCCAUUUCUGAUAGUACAAGACCCUCCUGCAACUCAGCUAGAGGAGGAGACUCACUCGCCUCCAGGCCCCUGAAUGCAAUGAGAGCUACCAUGGAACACCAUGCUGAUCGAGGUAUUUACCCUCCAAUCCAUGUUCACGUCACAUUAGGGAAUGAAGAUUUAACUGUGAAGAUGUGUGACCGUGGUGGUGGUGUUCCUUUGAGGAAAAUAGAUCGCCUGUUUAACUAUAUGUAUUCAACUGCACCACGUCCCCGUGUUGAGACAUCACGAGCAACACCACUAGCUGGAUUUGGUUAUGGCUUGCCUAUAUCACGUCUCUAUGCUCAGUACUUCCAAGGAGAUCUGAAGCUUUAUUCUCUGGAGGGUUAUGGUACAGAUGCUGUUAUCUUCAUCAAGGCUUUAUCAACGGAAUCUAUUGAAAGACUGCCUGUGUAUAACAAAUCAGCUUGGAGACAUUACACAGCAAAUCAUGAAGCUGAUGACUGGUGCGUCCCAAGUAGUGAGCCGAAGGACAUGACUACAUUCCGCAGCAUAUAGCCAUGUGGGACAGAUAUGGCAAACUGAAAAAUAGCCUUAGUACCAGUGUGUGUCAGGACUGUGUAAACCUGACUUACUCCAGUACAGAUUGAGUAUUUUAUAUAGGGGAACAUACAUAGCCACUAAAUGAGAAUGUCACAUCUUUUUCUAGAUACCUGUGCAUUGUUUUAAAAAGUCCAUAUUUCUAAUGCAUUUCAAUCCAUUGCUCUUAAGUUGCUUUAGCAGGUGGAUCGGGGAUACAGUUCUAGGUAGGUUAGAUAAAAAGAUCAGUGCUUGUUCAAAUACUGUACUGUUUUGAUUAUCAAACUUUCUAAUGAAGCAUUCAUGGAGAUUCGUAGUAUUUAAACUACCUUAUAAAUCUCCCUUAGGAAGUGGUUGCACUAGCACAGCACUCUACAAUGUGAGAAAUAGUAGAUAAUUAUCAUCUGUUUUUCUUUUCGAAAUAUUUCUUGACAUCAAGCAAUUUGAAUUUGUAGUAGUAGAUAGCAGCCAUAAUCCAUAAGGUUCUGGUAUAUAUUUUGUGUAUGAUUCAGUUAAAAUUAGAAGCACUGGAAUCCUAUUAAUUUCAGUUGGAGUUAAACAUACAUACAUUAAAAUCUUGAAAGCAUUUAACUGGGAAAUUAUAAUUAUAAUUUCAACUCUGUGGUACUGCACAACAAUAUCAGGAUUUUUUUUACAUCCAAUUUGCUUCUACUCAAAACAGUCAGGUAUUUCAUAUUUAGGCAUUUGUUUCUCAGCAGCUACAAAUUAGGAAUGUGCACAGAACGGAUUUUGUGUUUUGUUUCGAGCUUGAAACGAAACAAAAUGGUCAAAAUAUUCUGUCAAAACACAGUUGAACUGGCUGUUUAGACAGAACUCAAAAUAUUUUGAGUGUUCCAGCCAUAGGAAGCAAUGGGGGAUUCAGAACACCCCGUUGUUUCCCAUGGGUAGCUCCUAGGAACACUAAAGUAGGUUGGGUGGUAGGGCAUGAUAGGUGCCCUGCCACCAAUCCUAUGGGGGUUUGGGGAAAAGGUUAAAAAUGUGUUAAUAAUUGCCCACUUGCCCAGCUCUUGUGGAUUGGGUUGGUAGGUAGCACCCAUCAUACCCUACCACCCAACCCACCUUGAUCCAGCAAAACCAGAUAGUUAUAGCAGCAAUAGCACUGCAUAUUACACUCUUUACUCAGUGCUGAGAAAAUAAAACCACAAAAUCAAGCCUUCCUUGAUUCCUUCCUCUUCUCCUGAUGUAUCUUCAAGAGCUCUCUCCGCAUCCCAAUUCCUUUGAAUAAGUUGUGAAAUUUCCUCCUUUUGUGUUCCCUCCUCCCUCCUGUCAGCCAGUGGGGGCACAGGUGCCAGUGACAACACUUGAUUUGUAUAACAAGCCAACCAAGAAGCAAGGAGAUUGCAAGCCUAUUGGAAGCCAGUGCCAGAAAACCAAUCAGCAAGGGGAAAACAGCCUGCUAAAAUGGUGCUUGGGAUGUUGAAAUUUAUUUGAAGGGCAUUCUGUAUUGAUCUUGAAACAGCCUGUUUUGAGUCGGAAUGUUCUGAUGGCUAAAGGUUAUGCACAUCCCUACUACAAAUAAUACAAACACAUUGGGCACAAUCCAACCAAAAAUUAAGCAUUUCAGAUCAUUGGUUUCAAUUUGAGAUAGUUAAAUAGGUCUUUAAUUCUCAUAUUGGCAUUAGUUUAAAAGAGUUUAACUUUGGUUGAAUCAUGCCACCAUUUUGAAAUAAGUCAGCAUUGGUAGAGUACUGCCUACCUUUCAGAUGGAUAUACCACUUGCACUAGUUUUGCGAAGUACAACUGGUGAGAAAAACCCAUUGUAUUGCUUCCUGAACAUGUGCAUCAUCUGCCUGCACAGCUAGCAUCGUGUCAUGUUUUUGUGGUGGUGAUCAGGCACACCAGCUGCUAAAUGCUCAUCCUAGCUUUUAAGCACAGUUUCUUUUUUACAGCAAACUUUACGAGAGAUUGUUAAGUCUGUGUUCGAUCAUUGUGCAUUAUACUUUUGCAGUCUAAUCAUUAUAGACUAGUUUUGUUUUACACACCUAUAGCAUUUCUCUUAAUGCAUUUGGUUGUACUUACUUUAUCUUCAUCUUGCUUUAAAGCAUUACUAGUGGAAAAAAAGUUGAACAUUAUCAACAUAUUGGCCCAUGUACAGCACGGUGGCGUGCAGGUUGAAAACACAGCGGUGCAGUUGUGCCAAAAAACUGCAAAUGCCAUUGUGUGAGCCAUUAUUUCCAACAGCUGUGAAACUGCAUUCAUGCAGUUUUGACAGUUGUACAAGAGCGCUCUUGCAGAACUGCUUUGACAUUGUGUUUGUAUUACAACAGCCUGCCCAAUGCUGCAUUGCAUGUGGGCCAUCGGUUCCCUAGUUUCCCUUUAGAGUGCAUGUUUCAUACCAUUCUGGCCUUUUAAAUGGAAAAUGUAUGUCUCGCCACCUUUUUCCAUACAAACUUGACCAAAGUUAAAGCAGUAGCAUUAAAUUAAGUGCAUUCCACUGAAUUCAAUUGAAUUCUGUGUCUGGUAAUCCCUUAUUACUAUCAUAGUAAUUUUUAGUGAAUUUGAUGCCUAAAGUGCAAGGAAAACUUACAGGGUCAAACUACCUUACGUUGGAGCUGUGUGUGUGGUGUUUUCUGUAAUCCCACUCCCCUUCAAAAACCAAUGACAGGGCUGCAGAUUUGGUUUGGGGUGGCCACAACCUGAUCCAAAUAGCACCUCCCUUUAGAAAUAAAGGGGAAAACUAACAUAGUUGUGCAUAAUUUUCAGAACAGUUGCUCACCCAAAAUUUCUGUUCACUGUCAGUUCUGUACUAAUGUCAGGUGGACACUGGUAUACUUUAAUUUGUUGAGCAGACAUUCAUAAGCUUUCCCUGCUUCAUGAACACUGCAUAUAUGGAAAUGUAUACACAAGCACUUCCUCUUACUGUGACUUGUAUAGUCAGCAUAUGUGAUAUAAUGCCCAAGAUGGAGACUAUCCAUUCAACUUUUUCGUUCCAGGCUUUCUGGGAUAUUGGUAGCUGAUAAUUCACUCUAUGGUAUCUUAUACUAAUAAUAAUUUCUUAUAGCUUUAAUUCCCAUCCAUGAUAACAGUAAUUCAGUUGCCCCUACUUGUGGCCCUCUAACAUGUGCAUGAAGAAAUAAAGAAUGUAAUUUCAGAACUUCAUUAGCAAGCUUGCAGCAUCCAAGAUUGUGCACAGACUCACACACUACUGUGGCAAGUAAGCAAGAGAAAACUGCCAAUUCAUGGCAAGCAUGCAUUUGCUAUUUCCACCCCUUUCCAUGUCUGGUGGAUAGAGUCUUCUCCAUCCACCUUCAAAUGUAGGGUGCAAAUGUCAGGCAAAUGUUGGAUGUUAAGAGGGGACCUGAUGUCAUCCACCUGACAUUGGUGUGUUCUCAUUAAAUAGAAAGAGAUGAAACUACUAGUGAGUACUAGGAGCACACAUUCACUGGGGCCGUCCAGGAACGGAAGUACUGGCCCUUCCUCUCGCCUUAAAUAGCCACAUGGUCACACGGGGUGCAAGCGCCGAGGGGAGCUGUGGUAGUCCACACAGACAGGCUUCAGCACAAGCACAGAAUCCAUUUCUAAUGGAUUCAUUGAACCAGAUCUGGCAGUUUUCUCCGACAUACUUGCAAUUAUGUGUGAAUCUACCCUGUGAGUCUAAAUAUACUUACUCAGGAAUAAGGCCCCUUUAAAAGCAAUGGCGGUACCAAAUGAUGUGUGUUAAGUUUUGAGUGAUGAGGGGGGAAAAGCAGACCAGCAGUCAACUAUACUUUUGGAAAAGAUAAAUCCUGCCAUGAGCUAGUAAUUAAGGAUUUUGAUAAGCUUAGCACUAUAAAAAGUUGAUACUCAGACCUGCCAUUCACAGCUUUGGUUACCUGUCUUUGGAAAAGGGCAGAGGCAGCAACCUCUUGCUUUGAAGGACUGUACUCCUAGCUCCCAAUCCAGUAAUAGGUAGGUCUCUGCAUGGAGCCUGGUAACAGAUGCUUCUUUAUCUGUUUACCAACAGGAUCUGCAUCUAGAAGUCUGGUUAUUUAUUCGCAUUGUCUUAGCUGGAUUGGGAUGACUGACUGGUUCUUUAAUUUAAACUACUGAAAAUGUAGAGAUAUCCAUAACUAACUGUGGUGAUCUCUGUGCUUGAUCAUAGGUAUAAUUAGUUGAUUUACUGUUAAGUUGGAUUCCCAUUAAUGCAGUAUUUCAGAAAAUAUUAAUUUAUGAGCCUUUUAAGGAUUAUUCACUUACUGCUACUACUAGAACAAGGUUAAAAAAAUUGCUUGCAGAUGAAUAAAAUGGAAACAAAAUAGACUUUUUUUUAUCUAGGAUUUUAAAUCUUGUACUGUGAAAGUUUGGCAGGUAAGAAAAUGGCUUGCAAUGAUUUUUGUAAGAACCAAUAAAGCCUAAGCAUUUUUUAAAAAUCAGGUUUUCAGCCCAUUAAUUGUGUGGAUGUCUACGGCUGUUUCACUCAUGAUCACUUCACUCUAGAAACCACCAGUAUUUUUAGUGUCAUACUUUGAAUAAAUGGGAACUUGCACAAAUGCAUAUUUAUAGCAUGUAGGUUGUUUUAGGACUUCUAAAACUGUCUUAAUGAUUAAGGGGGCGUAUUUGAUUAUUGUAAUUAAAAAAAACAACUUAGGGAGCCACUCUUGCAAUAUCUCUAGGCUUCUGAAUCUGUAGUAAAUACAUAUCUCACCAAGAGGCUGCAGUUACCAGUUGGGUCUUGUGAUUUUAUGGUCCAGAUUUACGAGCUUUGCUUCCUGCAACAUCAGUGGCAGUAACCACAUAAAACAGGAGCACAGACCAGGCCUCCUUCAGAGCAGAAGACCAUGUGCCAUCAUCAGUAAUAAUGGAUAAUCUGAAGACCCCAACACUUUUCUUCAGAGCAAUUUCAAGAUUGUUGUUAGAUAACUAGGAAGAAUGAGAUAUCUGAUGCCUUGUGUAUGUUGCUCCUUUGUUUGAUACGUCAGACAAAUGAUCAGCUUUGUUUGAUACGUCAGACAAAUGAUCUCAGAACAGUAGUACAGCUGCUGGUCAGCUCCUGACUUGACUACUGCAAUGCACUCUAUGUGGGGCUGCCUUUGUAUGUAAUCCAGAAACUGCAGUUGGGCCAGAAUGCGGCAGCCAGGUUAGUCUCUGGGUCAUCUUGGAGAAACCAUAUCACUCCUAUCUUCAAAGAGCUACAAUGGUUGCCAAUAAGUUUCUGGCAAAAUACAAGGUCUUGGUUAUAACCUAUAAAGCCCUAAACAGCUUGAGCGAGGUUUGUCAGCAGGCCCUUGUUGCCACUGGCUCAUCUGGCGGCUACUCUGGGACGGGCCUUCUCCGUUGCUGCACCGAGGCUUUGGAAUGAGCUCCCUGCUGAAAUAUGAGGGGGCCCCCGCCCCGGCAUCUCUUGCAACUUUUAAAAAGCCAGUCAAGACACAUUUGUUCAACCAGGCUUUUAAUUAGAUACUGUUUUAAUAGCUUGAUGGUUUUUAAUAGUGUUAAUGGUGUUUUAAAUUUUAAAUUGUUAUAGUGUUUUAAUCUUUUUAUUUUGUUUUUAUUGUUUUGUUGUAAACUGCCCAGAGACUUGUGUUUUGGUCAGUAUAAAAUAUGUCAAAUAAAUAAGUAGAGUGGUGGACUAA
Messenger RNA from Hemicordylus capensis (graceful crag lizard), 7157 nucleotides. It is a transcript of the gene PDK1, whose product is annotated as pyruvate dehydrogenase kinase 1. The coding region runs from base 292 to 1563 and encodes 423 amino acids. Lineage: Eukaryota; Metazoa; Chordata; Lepidosauria; Squamata; Cordylidae. Gene Ontology annotation, molecular function: pyruvate dehydrogenase (acetyl-transferring) kinase activity. The transcript has 11 exons. Gene Ontology annotation, biological process: regulation of glucose metabolic process; protein phosphorylation. The record is from RefSeq and is a predicted model, not a curated record. Gene Ontology annotation, cellular component: mitochondrion.